Brienomyrus brachyistius is the source of this 1339-nucleotide messenger RNA. RefSeq names its product glyoxylate reductase/hydroxypyruvate reductase b (gene grhprb). Gene Ontology annotation, cellular component: cytosol. The transcript is spliced from 9 exons. The record is from RefSeq and is a predicted model, not a curated record. Gene Ontology annotation, molecular function: hydroxypyruvate reductase (NADH) activity; NAD binding; glyoxylate reductase (NADPH) activity. Lineage: Eukaryota; Metazoa; Chordata; Actinopteri; Osteoglossiformes; Mormyridae. Bases 64 to 1128 code for a protein of 354 amino acids.
GAGGUCCCUGUUAAACGGCAUUUUCACUCCGUCCCCCCGCUCAGUAGCGCCUCAACCCCGGCGAUGUGGAGUAGCCGCAUAUCGCUCCGUAGACUCCAGCAGAUCGCAGUCGGCGCCCACGGCAGACUGGACGCUAUGCAGCGUGCGAUGUCCACCUUACCCCGGGUUUAUGUUACCCGCAAGGUGCCACCAGAGGGACUGAAGAUACUUCGCCAGUCUGGACAAGUGGAAUUUGAACUCUGGGAUUCUGAUGACCCCGUUCCUCGCUCCGAGCUGCUGGAAAAGGUGAAGGGGGUGAACGGCCUGCUCUGCAUGCUGACAGAGCAGAUUGAUGCUGAAUUGCUGGACACUGCAGGGCCCAACCUUAAAGUCCUGAGCACAAUGUCUGUGGGAUUCGAUCACAUCUCUCUGGACGAGAUAAAGAGGAGGGGAAUCCGUCUGGGUCACACGCCGGAUGUCCUGACUGAUGCGGUGGCAGAACUCACCAUAGCCCUGCUGCUGACCACCUCCCGGCGUCUUAUAGAGGCGACCCAUGAGGCCAAAACUGGUGGCUGGGGUACUUGGCGGACCAUGUGGCUGUGUGGUUAUGAGCUGGCCAACAGCACUGUGGGAAUCCUGGGACUGGGCAGGAUCGGGCUGGCUAUCGCUGAGCGACUGAAGCCCUUCAAAGUGAAGAAGUUCAUUUACACGGAUGUUACACCAAGACCGGAAUUGGCCAGUCAGAUAAACGCUGAGUAUGUAUCGCUGGAGCAGCUAGCUAAAGAGUCAGACUUCUUGACAAUUUGCUGCGCGCUCACCCCGGAGACACAGGGUAUCUGCAACAGGAAGCUGUUUUCUCAGAUGAAGAGCAAUGCCAUCUUCAUCAACACCAGCCGAGGAGGGGUGGUGAAUCAGGAGGACCUGGUGGAGGCUCUGUCCACCGGUCAGAUCGCAGCAGCCGGAUUGGAUGUCACCACACCAGAACCACUUCCCACGGACCACCCCCUCUUCAAGCUGAAAAACUGCGUGAUCCUUCCCCACGUCGCCAGCGCGUCCUACGCCACACGUAACGCCAUGUCCGCUCUGGCAGCCAACAACCUGCUGGCCGGGCUGAGGGGAGAGCCUAUGCCGAAGGAGCUGAAGCUGUAGGGCCUCCGCCGUGAGCCACAGCGCCCCCUGGCUGCCAACCUGGUGACUUGUGUGGCUUUAUAAUGUCAUUUUUUGAGGGAAGAGAAAUGCCUUGUGCUGAUAUAUGUGCAUGAAGUUUUUAUUAUGAAAUAUAUCGUGUGAUUUUAAUGUGUUUUAUCAUCAACACAUAUUUAGUUCACUUGGAUUAAUAGACAAUGGGAACUGUAUAAAA